AUGAUGCGUCCCAACCGCGGCUUCAUCCUGCUCCUCCUCAACGGAACCGCUUGUUUGGUGGCCUUGGGUCAAGAAGACGACUCCUCCAGCCCCAAGAGCUCCUCAGACGACUCCUCCAAGACGGUGGUGGGCCUUCUGAGCGGGCAGGCUCCCAUCUCGCCCCUGAGCCGCUGGAUGCUUCACAGCAAGAGCAGAGCUGCUAACACCACCUCUCUGGAGCUGCCCUACCGCUCCCCGGUCCCUUUCUCCAAGCAGGAGUUUUCGAAACAGGAGUUCUGGGAGAUGUUGGGGAGCGACCUGCUCAAACCCGACGCCUCCAGCUCCAGGGUCAAGCGUCGGCCCAUCGUCAAGACCGGCAAGUUCAAGAAGAUGUUUGGCUGGGGAGACUUCUAUUCCAAUAUCAAGACGGUGAGGCUUAACCUGCUGAUCACCGGCAAGAUUGUGGACCACGGUAACGGCACGUUCAGCGUUUACUUCCGCCACAACUCCACGGGCCAGGGAAACAUCUCCGUCAGCCUGGUGCCACCUGUCAAGGCGGUGGAGUUUGACCUGGAGCGCCAGAGCGUGGUCUACCCUAAGGACUCAAAGAUUUUCAACUGCCGUGUGGACUAUGAGAAGGUGGAUCGCAGCAAGCGCACCUCCCUGUGCAACUACGACCCGUCCAAGACCUGCUUCCAGGAGCAGAUUCAGAGCCACGUGUCCUGGAUUUGCUCAAAGCCGUUCAAGGUCAUCUGUAUCUACAUAUCCUUCUACAGUACGGACUACCGCCUGGUCCAGAAGGUUUGCCCGGACUACAACUACCAUAACGAGAUGCCCUACCUGCCCUCGGGCUAG
Molecule: messenger RNA, 834 nt
Organism: Cyclopterus lumpus (lumpfish)
Lineage: Eukaryota; Metazoa; Chordata; Actinopteri; Perciformes; Cyclopteridae
Product: neurexophilin-1
Exons: 2
Coding region: 1-834 (277 amino acids)
Molecular function (GO): signaling receptor binding
Source: RefSeq, a predicted model, not a curated record